UGUCUCUCCGACAUUUACUGUUAUAAUCAAUCAAUUGUUUAUAACGAGACACACCCUUCUUAAUGUAUGCGAUUACAACCCUCUUCUAGAAGUGAACAAAAGACUCUAGUUACCAGUAUUACUUUGAUCCAGGGUUAAGUUUGUGCUAUGUUGUGGCAAGGUAUAGCGGUGUGUUAUUGUUUACCUAGUCAACUGUUAAAGACGGCGGGUGUGAAUACACUCAUACGCAAGUGAUCUACACUCUAUACACACCACAUUAUAAGCACACAUGCAUUCACAGGUUGUGACUGUCGCAGGAAUACAAAUGGCCACUCUCAAGCCUGUGAAGUGAUAAAAAUAACAUGUUAAAUUACAUCUCCGAUUGCGAUAUUAAUCCUUUAAAAUAAAAAUAUUGAGCAAUAGUGGGCGUUGCCCGGUGCGCUCGCCAGGCAUUACCAUAUUGUGUGGGAUAAUGGAAACUAGGCAGCAGGGGAGCGAGACGAUAAUGAGUGUGAGUGGUAAAUAAACAGGUAGCAGUUGUAGAGAGGAACCAUCGCCCCGGCUCGUGUCACUUGGGCCCGAGUGUAAAUACGUACAACAACAAAGCCAAACAAACUUAUUUUACGCCAAUAUAAUUGUCACUUAUGGACUUGUGAUAUUCGCUGCGUAAUGCUGGAUGAUUAAAAAGGCUUCAUGGUGGUGAAAGAAGGAAAUAUGUUGGCUCUUAAGGUCUUGUUGAUCAUUGCCGUACGCAUUCGACAUUUGGCCUGAAUGUCCGUGACGUCACGAUAACUAGUGGAAAAAGUGAAGAUGGCUGCCUUGGAUGACAGCCUUACAAAUUUUGAAGGGCAAAAAUGGUCCUUAUGGGCCGAAAGGCUCGGCAUGAAUAGUCCCACAAGUGACUCAGAAGAUGAGGAAAAUACAAAAUGUAGGCGAGAAUCGACGACAACUCGUCUUAAAAAGGAAGAAAUGUCCAUAUAUGGAUAUUGUCCUCGUUGGGAAGACUUUUACCUGGUGGUUUGUGACGUUUGUGGACAUGCAAUAAAACCGCAGGCGUUAAAGCAGCACAUAGAUAAAUGUCUCAGCUGGAGGAAGUGUUGUAUAACAAGCUCAAGUCUCGGCGUCAAAGAGCUUCGACAUGGAGGCAUUGUCACCCCAGUCAAGUCUUCUGGUGGAGCUCGAGCAUCAGUGUCAUCAAGCAGCAGAACGCCUAAGACCAGAAAUCGAACUCAUACCACAAAUCCUGUUGUAAAACUUGAAGGAAGAAUUGAUAGCAGAGAUUUACUAGAGAGAAGCCACAAUUCUCAUAUUUCUAGUGAUUCUGGUGCCAAUAGGAACAGUAGUAACAGCAUAAGCAGCAGUAACAUCAGCAGCAGCAUCAGCACUAACAGCCGAGUUGGGGGACUGCCAGGCUCCCCAAGAUGUGACAUGUUACCGUCUCCUGGUGGUAUGUCAUUGACCUCAAUGAAGACAGAGGUGAAGACAGAGGAUGACUUAGACUGUGGAUUAGACCUGGUGCCUCCACCACAAUCUUUACCAACUACCUUACCACCUCCGGCCCCACCUGAGCUUCCGCAUCAUACAAUACCACAUCCUCCAACGCAUUCAGGGCCUCCACCUACCAUUGGACCUCCUAGUAUAGGCCCACCUAGUGCUGGACCUCCUAGCGUUGGGCCUCCAAGUAUUGGCCCACCAAGUGUUGGUCCUCCUAGUGUAGGGCCACCCAGUGUAUCUUGUCCGAGUGUAACACAUCAGGGUAUGGUGACCCUAAGUGGACCUCAAGUUAGUAUGGCAGGAGCUUCUGUUGUUGGAGUUCCUAUGCAUAUUCAGAAUGCAUCCAGUGUAGAAGAGGAGGUCAAUAAAAUAUCUGCAAUGUUACAGGCAGAGGCAGAGGCUCUAACGGCUUCACAAAAUCUCAUAGCAAGUUCCUCUAUGGAUUUGGAUGCUGGUCUAGUUGGGUCUCAUGAUAUAGUGGAAGCCCAAGGUCAAGCUGCUGGCAGUGUGACCACCAAUGGUACCAGUCUUGGGGGCAGACAGGGGAUGAUGGUGAACAGUCAAACCAUGGGCUCUGUGCCAGUGCCGAUGAGUCACAUGUCCAUGGCCACGCUAAACCAAAUUCAAGCAGACUUGUUAGCCACUGUGAGUGAGUCAGACCUCAAUGCUGUGCUCAAUGCCACUCCUGAAACCUCGGACCUGGCUCAGUCAGUUCUUCCCAAUAAUUCUCAGUGCUACUUAAAUGAGAGUGGUAACUUGACGUAUAUUGACCAACAUACUGUAAAUACUAAUAAUUAUGUUGAACCUAUGGAACCCCCUGAACUAAGUAUGGAAAAGGUGGUACCUCAGCGGUACAAUAGUGAACAAUUAUCAAUGCCCGUUUUAGAAGAAAUCACAAAUGAGGUUUUGUCUGAAGGUGACGCAUGUGCACAUAAUCUUGAUAGAGUGACGACUGAUGUACAAGGACAAUAUACAAAUGGUACUCAGUCUGAUCUUAUUGAAGUACCUGUUGAAUCAUUUAGUUUUGAUGAAAUUGAAAAAAUAUCAUCUCAGUGUGAUGAAUUAACAAAUGCAGUGAAUUCUAUAAGUCAGUUGUGUCAAGGUGGGAACACUGGACUGGAGUCACAGCUGGCGGGCCUGUUGCAACAACCGACAUCUACCCCAGCACCGUCCCCUUCCUUAGGUGUGCAAUCGGCUCCUACUGGCAACUCCAUCAGUGCUGCUUCCACCUUGGGAACCUCCAGCCAGGGUAUCACAGUGGUUAUAGGAGGUGGAUCACAAUCCACUGUUAGUACUGUUGCAUCUCAACCCUCACUUUCCAUGCCUAAUUUAGCUGCCACAUUAAAGAAACCUGUAGUAUCUACAGGAGGGUCUCAGCUAGUGUCACCAAGUCCUUCUGCAUCAACACAAGCACACACUCCAUCUCAUACACCGACUCAUACCCCUGCGCACACUCCAACACAUACGCCAUCCCAACACACUUCUGGGUCAUCUGCCCUAACGCCAGCUCCUCCAACGCCUUCACCUAAAAAGUCAAGCAAAAAGAAAAAACCUGGCGAAAGAAAACUUUUACCUCUGAAAGAUAGAGAAUAUGAUCCUGAGGUUCAUUGUGGUGUUGUGGUGGCAGAGACUGGCAAACCCUGUACCCGUUCCCUCACCUGUAAGGCGCACUCUCUCUCUUUAAGAAGAGCUGUUAUGGGACGAUCUAAAAAGUUUGACGAACUCCUCUUGGAGCAUCGAGCAGCCAAAGAGGCGCAGACCAAAGCUGCUAAACCUCCAGAUGCAGCUGCUGGUCUUAUACAAGGCACCCCACCCCGUGGCCCGGUCUUGACCACCACUGGCAGCGGAGGAAUGGUGGUAGGGGGGGCUGCUACUACAUCCCCUCUCCUGGUUAAAUCUUUGGGGGGCACCGCGUCCACAAUAGUGACUCCGGGUGACCCUUCUCCCAAUCCACCCCUACAUCACCCAAUGGAUCCUCCCAGCACCCCGUCGCACACCCAUGCCACGCCCCCCUCUCCUGCAUAUUGGCCGCCUACUUCUAGGAUUCCUCCGGCCCUCGUACCUGCAGAUAAUUUUUAUGUUCGAGAGCCGCCCAAGCCUCUUGCUACAUGUUCGUACAACUGUAGAAGACUAGGUGGAUACUUGGCUUCUGAUCACAGGGCGGACUUAUUACGUAGUGCGUUUCGUAAUGCUCUGAAGAAGCCUCAUCCAGGCUCGGUUCUCACAGACUCGAGCAUCAGCAAUACUUUAAAUAUUGGUGGUACUCAAGAGAGAUUUGUGAACGUCAAACCUCUGUUAGCUAAAAAGUUGCAGCUGACUGUCCCUUCAGGGUCAGGCACUAAGGACGGCAUUAGUGUAAGCACAGGGUACAAUGGUCACAUCCAUGUCGGCAACAGCAUGGGGAUUGUGAAUAGCAGUGCAGUGGCAGCGACACUUAAAAGACCUACCCAAACUGAAACCUUAAAAAAUAAUUCCUCUCCCAUCACUAGUGCCAAAAAUAAAAAUAAAAAAGUGAAAACAAAUGAUGGUGCUAUAAAUAUUGUGGGCAAUGUAUUGCAACUUGAUGCCAGUGGGAACAAGAACCACAUUCCUGUUGUUGUCAGUUUGCAAAAUGGUUUAUCGAACAAUCAGACUAUAACUUUAAGUAAUGUAGCAAUUGCAGGAGUGAGAAACUCUACUACUCAACCAAUUAGAAUAAACCCAUCCACACCCACUAGUUUUGGGAGAGACACACCAGUUACGGACACACGGCCAGGCAGCAGUGAUAAUCCAAACAUUUUUCUUGGGUCUGGUUUACCGAGUGGAAUUGUGAUAUCUGACGCUUUAGCGAAAUCGUUCAAAAGUGAUGGUGCUGGGAGUAUUCGAUUAGAACUUCACAGCAAUACCUUUGGGGAUGCAUCAAGAUUGGUCACAAAUACUGCUAAAGUAAGUGGCAGUGGAGUUACAAAUACAGUGGGUUCAGGUAGCGGCAAUGUUGGUGGGGGCAGCACUGUGACGAGUGGCACCACUACAGGCUUGGCCCCCGGCCAGGUCACGUAUCUCACCUCAGCUGUGUCUGGUAGUGGCACUACUACUGGCCUCACUCUCCAUCAUGUACAACAGGUUCUAAACCGAAUACAAGUGCAGGGUAAAGGUGGUGGAGGGUCAGUUGGUGGUGGCGGAGGAGGACUCUCUCUCAAAUUACUUGGGUCUGGCCAGGCUGGGGUAGCAGGUGCAAGAUCUACCUUUGUUCUUCAACAGGAGAAGGAGCCCUCCUGACCUCCUGGGGCAGGGGGUCAACCCUCUUCAGCCCUGCCCAUAAGUCUCUCACCAGGGGGAACAGAAGGGUUCCAGGGGGGACCAACACAGCCCUCGCCCUUGCCUCAGGUGGCAACUGUUGCUGUACCCUUCUGGAGCAAUAGGCCUGUGUGCCACAACAACAACAAUAACAACAACUAUGUAAAAGUACGUCCAGCUGGUGUCUGGCCUCCCACCAGUGGUGGAACAGUGCGAGUGACCCAAGUAGAACCUUCGGCCAAGUCCAGCAUAGCCAUGGCCACCAGCGGAGCCAGUAUGACAAUGACUGGAGUGACUGACAUCGGGGAUAUGAUACCCCCUGUGGCCACAUCCAAUGCUCAGGUUCUGGUACCCAAUGAUACCCCACUCUUAACCCAAGAUGGACCAUUGUACAACAGUGGCACAAAGAGCCCAUCUCUACUAUGUGUAGUUCUUGAUGAUUGAGGGGCCAUGUAUUUUGGUUGUUCAGUAAUAUUAAUUACAUAAUUUGUUAUAGGUAGACAAGUGUUGCUCGAGCGUGCAGUGAUAUUGUGAGACAAUAUCUGUUCUUGUGUGAUAUGUAGCUCUUCACUAGUGUGCGCUAGUGAACCAUGACAAAACAGAGACGAACAGAGGCAAUAGUGCAGUUACAUAGCAGGCCCUCCUAUACGCUUAAAUUUUGUCUCUUGUGUGAUACAAGUGCAUGCUGAAGAGACUUUUUUUUUGUAUUUAUCUGUGAUGUUUUGUAUUCUGGUGAGCUCUGGCAACCAGACUAGGGAGUGGGGGACACAUGGGUGGGCAACAGCUCAGCUUGACCGUGCAGCUCACGUGUUGGUGCUCGGCCCGACACUCCUACAUGGUUCACACUUGGAAAUUUUUGAUGUUUUCAAGUACUUGGUGGUUCUUUUUACCACACAAUGUAAUAUAAUAUUCUAGUCUUGUUUGUUAAUACUGUACUUGUUUUCUUUCUCUUUGUAUUGGUGUUUUCCCCCCAUUAUUUUUCUUUCAUACACACUGCCAUCCUUGCCAUCCAAUCUUUCAUAGGAAAGUCCUGUUAAAAAUGUUGAUGGUGGUCUGCACACAAACAUUCCCUUUGUAGGUGGUUCACACCACGUCUUUUUUUCCUUUUUUUUUUUUUUUUUUUUUUACAAGUUAAUCAUAGACACUUCAGAUUAUUUUCAGUACUGUACUUAGUAUCAUUAUAAUUUCUUUCAACAUUAAUCACGUUUUUCUUUCCUUCAUAGCAAUUUGUGCAAUGUAAUUUUCUUUCUGAAUCUUUGCAUGUUAUGGUGAUCUUUUUCUCUUAUCUUUCUUACAACUCUUGGAAAACUGCAUUGUAGCAAUCAAUUUCAAUCAUAAAUUUCAGUGCAUGCAUAUUUUCUUUAAUAGCUAUAUUAUGCCCUCUUAAUCUUGGUUGAAAGUAAUUUACUUCCUUAAAGAUCACUAACUCAGUGUUGAGAUUAGCUUGCUGCAUCGCAAUAUGUAAAUCAAAUAAAUCAGAAAGAAUUUGUCUUGUAGACUGUUUAUGAAUACCAUUGUUGCACGUGUAUUAGAGGUGUGAGUAGCUAUCAUAGAAACAGUUGUAAUCAUUCCACGACAAUGGUACAUAAUUAAGACAUUCAACUGGUGCAAUGUGGGGCUACAGGUAGAGUGUAGUGAAAUUUGAGCAGGCCUGUGGGAAGGUAUCCCUAAAAUUCAGUCUGCUUCAUAGCUGUCAUUGGCUAUUAAGGAGGUUUUAGGGAUAAAGGUGCUAAGUAUAAACUUUUUCCCACUUUGCACAUCUAGAAUUUGGGUGUAUUUUUGGUGUGGAUAUUAUGUUUUUAUUGAAAUAAGUGAACGUAUUUAGUAAGUGCUGUUCGUCUCCCACCGGCCUGCAGAAUUUAGGAAACUCCCCGACCUGUGUUUUCCCCCAUUUUAUUAUAUUUUGUAUAACUUUAUUGUUAUUUUUCUGAUAAUUUUAAUUUCAUUUUAUUAUUACUGUCAUUUCAAAAAUUAUCCAAACCAUUUUUAUCAAUUCAUAGAUUUAUCCUUUUUUCAUCUGACAUGUUCACACUUUCAUAAUGUUGGCUCAGGGACCAAAAUAUAUGACAAUUGUUUGCUGGACCGCCA
Procambarus clarkii (red swamp crayfish) is the source of this 6837-nucleotide messenger RNA. Lineage: Eukaryota; Metazoa; Arthropoda; Malacostraca; Decapoda; Cambaridae. The record is from RefSeq and is a predicted model, not a curated record.